AUGCUUGAAGAAAUCAACGGUGACAGCAGCAGUAGUAGUAACAACAAGGAAACUCCAUACGACGAGUACUAUGAUCGAAAUAGGUUCAAUGAUCCUUCGCCAGAGUAUCAUUCAAAUUGGCUAUCAAGGUUCUCCUUUUGGUGGGUCCGACCAACAAUAUUUAGAGGCAACAGGAGACAGUUACAAUUGACAGAUAUACCAGACUUGACUGAUGACUUAAAGGUCAAACAUGUCAUUGAUCUAAUGGAUGACAUUGACUUCUCCUCACGAAUACCACUAAUCAAACACAUUUACAAACGCUUUACAUUCAUACAUUAUCUUGGCAUCGUCGCCAAGCUACUGCACAUCGUUGCAUCAAUCAUUACACCACUACUACUACGAUCAUUCAUCGAGUUCGUCAAUGAUCACUCUCAAAGACCAGCAUAUAUUGGCUGGCUGCUAUGCUUUGGCAUCUUUAUAUCGACAUGCGUUCAAUCAAUGGGACUGCAACAAAGUUAUUGGUAUGGACUUAAGGUGUCAUUGUCCGUUCGUUCGGCAUUGUCAUCGGCCAUCUAUCGAAAGAUGCUCCGCCUCAACAACUCAUCGCGACGCAACUUCAAUGGAAAGCUGAUGAACUUGAUCUCUGUGGACGUCGGUGUGUUUGGCGAGUUCUUUUGGAACUCGUACAUGGACAUCUUCCUGUUCCCCAUCCAGAUCACGCUGCUGCUCUUGCUGCUCACCUACGUCAUUGGCCCGUCGGGCCUGGUCGGCUUCGUCACGAUGGGCUUCAGCGUUCCCCUGUCCACCUAUCUCAACACGCGCAUCAAUGGAUUCUUUGCGCGCGCCAUGUCCUUCUCGGACGAGCGCAUCAAGCUCAUUGGCGAGUUCAUCAGCGGCAUCCGCUUCCUCAAGCUCUACAACUGGGAGGAGUUCUUCAUCCAGCGAAUCACAACGCAGCGCGACUAUCAGAUGGAGGCCAACAAGAAGCAUCUGUCCACGUUCUCCAUGGAUCAGACACUGAUGCAGGUCACCAACGGAGUGGUGUUGCUCGUUACCUUUGCCACGUACAUUGCCACUGGCCACACACUGCAAGCCAAGACAGCGUUCACUGCGCUGACCAUCUUCUUCAUUCUCCGAAACCCGAUCCAAAUGUGGCCCGAGGCCCUACAGCGAUCACUCAAGAUGAAGACAUGUGGCAAGCGUAUCGAGGCCUUCCUCCAGACGCCCGAGAACACGAACGACGACCUCUUGGAGAACAAUAACUCGGUGGAGAACUCGACAUCAGAGUUCAGGAUUGUCAAUGGCACAUUCACAUGGCACGACGGUCAGUUUGAGGAUGAGGAGGAGGAUGUCAAGGAUGACAAGGAGGAUGCAAAGAAGGCCUCCGCGAUCAUCGACGUACAACUGCCACUGGACGACACCUCAUCAUCAACCACCACAAUGUUCCCCCUUCUUGAUAAUGCCAUCGAGGCAGAGAAGGACGAGCCUGCGCCUGUGCUGAGCAACAUCAGUAUGGUCGCGCCAAAGGGCAAGCUGACUGUCAUUGUCGGCAAGGUCGGCGAGGGCAAGACCAGCUUGGUGUCCGCGCUGAUUGGUGAGAUCAGAAAGACAUCGGGCACUUUGACCGCACCACAUUACAUUGGAUUCACUCCGCAGAUUCCUUGGAUCUUGGGUGGAUCGAUACGCGACAACAUUCUAUUUGGCAAGCCCUACAUCAAGGAGAUGUAUCUCAACGUGAUCGAGGCAUGCAGCUUGAAGCCCGACCUCAUUGGUUUCCCCCUGAAGGAUCUUACAGAGAUUGGCGAGCGUGGUGUCAGUUUGUCUGGUGGCCAGAAGCAGCGUAUCUCAUUGGCACGCUGUCUCUACUCCAAUGCCGAGGCCUACGUUAUGGAUGAGCCGUUGUCCGCUGUCGACGCCGAAGUCGGCAAGCAUCUGUUUGAGCACUGCAUCCGAGGAGUCAUGGCCAACAAGACCCGAGUCUUGGUCACACAUCAACUCCAGUUCAUCCCUUCAGCCGACCAUAUUAUCGUCAUGGAUGGUGGCCGCAUCAUUCAAGGCACAUACGACGAGCUCACCACGCAAGGCAUCGACUUUGAGAGCAUCAUGAAGACCAAACAGAUCGACAUGGAGGAACAGGACCAGCCUGAUCAGGCCAGCACAGCAGCCGCCGCAGAGCUCAAGAAGUCGAUCGAUGCUGCCAAGCACAUCAAGAUUGAGAACUGCAUCAUCGAGGACUUGCGUGCGCUCGACCCAAUGGAGCAACUCAAGGGCAAGCUGUUCACAGUGGAGGAGCGCAAGGUCGGUGCCGUGGGUAAGUCGACCUUCAUCCCCUACUUCAAGUCUGGCGGCCCCACCAUCCUCUAUCUGAUGGUGAUCGCAUCAUACGUCGUGGCCCAGAUGACCAUCCAAGGCUCAGACUACUGGCUGCUUGUUUGGACCAACGCCACAAUCAAGCCAGACCCUGGCAACAUGUUCUACCUCCGCAUCUACACUCUGUUCAUCGUUGCAUUUGGCUUCUUCGUCGUCCUCAAGCUCCGAUCAAUCAUCUUCCUCACACUCCGCGCAGCAAAGAAGAUGCACGAGCGAUUGGUCAACGGCGUAUUCUACUCGCCCUGCUCAUUCUUUGACAGCAAUCCCUCGGGACGUAUCCUCAACCGUUUCUCGAAGGACAUGUCCGACGUCGACUUGCUCGUUGUCGAAUCAAUCAACGAUGUGCUCACCUGUGGCACAUCGGUCAUCAUCUCUGUGCUCCAGAUGAUCUACCUCACGCCCUACAUUGCGAUCCCAUUCAGCUUGCUCUCAGUGUACUACUUCUACAUCCAGAAGUUCUAUCGCUCGACCAGCCGCGACCUCAAGCGUAUGGAUGCCAUCACGAGAAGUCCCAUCUACAGCCACUUGGGCGAGUCAUUCAAUGGAAUGCUGUCGAUCCGCUCGUUCAAACAACAACAACGCUUCAUUCAAGCGUUUGAACAACACACCGACUUGAACCAACGUCUGUUCUACCACAACUUCUCCGUCAACAGAUGGCUAGGCAUGAACCUCGAGAUGCUCACCGGUCUGAUGGUUCUGUGCGCCGCAGUCUUUAGCAUGAUCUCCUCCAACAUCUCCCCAAGUAUUGCGGGCAUGGCCGUAUCAUCGGCCAUCAGUAUCACAGGCAUCCUCAACUGGGCCAUCAGACAGUUCACCGAGCUCGAGGUCAGAAUGACAUCGGUGGAGCGAGUCCUAGAGUACGCAAACAACCCGUCCGAGGGUCAGCGAGUGUGCGAGGACAACCGACCACCUGACAGCUGGCCCACAGAGGGCCGCAUCGAGUUCCGCAACCUUGAGGUUCGCUAUCGACCUGGCUUGGACCCAAGCCUUCGCGACCUCAACUGCAAGAUCGAGUCCAAGCACAAGGUAGGACUGGUUGGCAGAACUGGCGCAGGCAAGAGCACCGUUGGACUGGCUUUGUUCCGACUCGUCGAGCCAAGCCAAGGCACCAUCGUCAUUGAUGGCGUAGACAUCACCAAGAUUGGACUAAGCGACCUUCGCAGCAGACUGGCCGUCAUCCCUCAAGACCCAUUCAUCUUCUCAGGCUCUGUAAGAAUGAACCUCGACCCGUUCAACAAGCAUCAAGACCUUGAGCUGUGGGAGGCACUGGAGAAGGUGAACAUGAAGCAAGUGAUCAAGGCAAUGCCAUUGGAGCUCGAGACCAUGCUGGACGAGGGUGGCGAUGGAUUCUCAGUGGGCCAGAAGCAACUGCUUUGUCUGGUGCGCGCCAUCCUCAGUACAUCCCCCAUCGUUCUGAUGGACGAAGCCACAGCAUCAUUGGACUAUCAUACCGAUGCACUCAUCAAGACAGUCAUUGCCAAUAACUUUGCCAACAGGACUGUUGUGACGAUCGCACAUCGUCUGGACACCAUCAUUGACAGCGAUCGCAUCAUGGUCAUUGACAAAGGCAGCCUCGUCGAGUACGACGACCCCUCAGCACUCAUCCGAACAAACAGUCGAUUCAGACAACUGGUCGAUGCUCAGACCACCGUGCUCAGGGCAACAGCAGCACGAACAUAA
Acytostelium subglobosum LB1 is the source of this 4029-nucleotide messenger RNA. RefSeq lists its product as hypothetical. Gene Ontology annotation, molecular function: ATP binding; ATP hydrolysis activity; ABC-type transporter activity. Gene Ontology annotation, cellular component: membrane. The transcript has 3 exons. The coding region runs from base 1 to 4029 and encodes 1342 amino acids. Gene Ontology annotation, biological process: transmembrane transport. The record is from RefSeq and is a predicted model, not a curated record. Lineage: Eukaryota; Evosea; Eumycetozoa; Acytosteliales; Acytosteliaceae.